AGAGAUUUCUGAGUAUUUGUUUUGUCACCGCGUUAGCGAAAAGAAAAUUCCGCGGGUCACUUGACUGUUUGGGAAUAAUGUCGGGCAAUGUUGGGAUGGAACAGCUUAUCCCGUUGGUUAACCGGCUGCAAGAUGCGUUUUCCUCAUUAGGAGUCCCACUUAAUUUGGAUCUGCCCCAGAUCGCUGUAGUCGGAAGCCAAAGCGCAGGAAAAAGCAGUGUUUUGGAAAAUUUCGUCGGUCGAGACUUUCUCCCUCGUGGAAGUGGGAUUGUCACACGCCGACCUUUGGUCUUGCAACUAAUCAAUUCGCGCAACGAAUAUGCUGAAUUCCUACACUGUAAAAACAAGCAGUUUACAGACUUUGAUGAGGUUCGCAAGGAAAUAGAAGCGGAGACAGACAGGCUAACUGGAAGUAACAAAGGAAUUUCCAACACCCCUAUUAAUCUUCGUGUUUACUCUCCCAAUGUUCUCAACUUAACUCUGAUUGACUUGCCUGGAAUGACUAAAGUUCCUGUCGGUGAUCAACCUCUAGAUAUUGAAGUUCAAAUUAGAUCAAUGAUUUUGGAAUUUAUUACGCAGGAAAAUUGUUUAAUUUUGGCUGUUUCCCCCGCGAAUUCCGAUUUAGCUAAUUCAGAUGCAUUAAAGUUGUCCAAAGAAGUAGACCCUCAAGGUUUGCGAACAAUAGGAGUAGUAACAAAGUUGGAUUUAAUGGAUCAGGGUACGGAUGCUCGAGAAAUCUUGGAAAACCGUCUUCUGCCACUUAGAAGAGGCUAUAUCGGUGUGGUUAAUCGUAGUCAGCGGGAUAUUGAAGGUCGUAAAGAUAUUAAAGCUGCUUUAGCAGCUGAAAGAAAAUUCUUUCUAAGUCAUCCAUCUUAUCGUCAUAUGGCUGAUCGAAUGGGAACACCAUUUUUGCAAUCUACAUUAAAUCAACAAUUAACUAAUCAUAUUCGAGAUACUUUACCUGGUCUAAGAAAUAAACUCCAAUCACAAAUGCUAGCUAUGGAAAAAGAAGUUGAAGAAUAUAAACAUUACAAACCUAGUGAUCCAUCUUUUAAAACUAAAGCUUUGCUCCUAACAGUACAAAGUUUUGAAAAAGAUUUUCAUCAUGCAAUUGAUGGAGGAGGUUCUGAAAUAGAUACAAAAACGUUAUCUGGUGGCGCAUUAAUUAAUCGUAUAUUCCAUGAGCGUCUACCAUAUGAAAUGAACAAGAUCGAAACUGAUGAAGAAGAAUUACGGAAAGAAAUAAGUUACGCCAUUCGUAAUAUACAUGGUAUUAGGACUGGAUUAUUCACACCUGAUUUAGCUUUCGAAACUAUAACCCGCAAACAAAUUGAUAAAAUGAAAAUACCGUCAUUGAAAUGUGCUGAUUUAGUUGUGGCUCAAUUGACUGAAAUUGUACACGCAUGUACUGCACGUAUGGAGAAUUUUCCACGUUUAAGGGAAGAAACAGAGCGUAUUGUAAAUCAAUGGAUUCGUGAAAGAGAAAUUCGUGCCAGAGAUCAAAUUGUACUGUUAGUUGACAUACAGUUAUCCUAUAUGAAUACCAAUCAUGAAGAUUUUAUUGGUUUUGAAAGGAAUUCUCUCAUACAUACGCCGCUAUGUAUAUUACGUGCAGAACAACAGUCGUCAGAAGUAGCAAAAAAUAAACCUGGAAAUAAGGUAAUUCGUAAAGGUUGGUUAUCUUUGCAAAAUGUUACUUUGCUUCGUGGAGGUAACAAAGAUUUUUGGUUUGUAUUAAAUACUGAAUCAUUGACCUGGUACAAAGAUGAUGAGGAGAAAGAAAAGCGUUAUGUCCUAUUAUUGGAUGGUUUAAAAAUACGCGAUAUUGAAACGGGAUUUUUCGGUAAAAAGCAUGCUUUUGCACUAUUUUAUCCGGAUAAUCAUAAUGUCUACAAAGACUAUAAACAAUUGGAAUUGUGUGCUGAAUCAGCUGAAUUAGUUGAUUCAUGGAAGGCAUCAUUUUUGCGUGCUGGUGUUUAUCCAGCUAAAACUAAAUCGGAAAAAACGGAGCAAUCUGACACUUCAUCACUUGAAUCCAGUGAGCCUCAGCUGGAACGUCAAGUAGAAAUUAUACGAAAUCUAGUCGAUUCAUACAUGAAAAUUGUGAUUAAAACGCAGUUAGAUUUGGUACCAAAAUUGUUAAUGCAUAUGCUUGUUAAUGAGAUUAAAUCCUUCUUAAAAGGUGAACUAUUACCAAAUUUAUAUCAAGCUGGUGACUUGAAUUCCUUAAUGUCUGAAUCAUUGGGGGUUCAACAAAAACGCGAUGAAAUGGUCCGCGUUUAUGAUGCUAUGAAAGAAGCGUUGAAUAUUAUAAGUGAAGUGUCUAUGUCCACUGUAUCAACACCAAUUCCACCGCCAGUCAAUGAUGACUGGUUACAGAGUGAUAUUCCAGGCGGUUUAACUGCUCCGGGAUCUACAGGUACACUUCCUCCUCCUAGUCCAACAGCUAAUCGUCGUCCACCAGCACCACCUCCUCCUGGUGGAUGGAAUUCUACAAGUAAUACGGGUUCAAUCAAAGGCUCUGGUCCCAGGCAAGUACCAUCAGUUCCUGCUAAAACAAGUUCUGGACAACUACCUUCUCCAUUGAUUCCGCAACGGUUAUAUCCAGCUGACAUGUUCUCGAUCGUGAAAGAUUCCAAUUCUCCUGGAUUAAUUAAUUCUAUGACAAGUUUUCCACUAGUACCACCAUCCAUUCCUGCGCGUCGUUGAUAUACCUAUUAGAUGUCGUUGAUAAAUCACAUCACUCAAACACUGUUAUCAGAAUCCAUUAAUGCAAUUAUUUAUUCUUAAAAUCAAUAUUACAUUUUCUUCUAAUAAUAAUAUUAUAUUUGUGAAAAACAAUUUCAGUUGGUGACAAGUUAUGUCAAACAAUUAUACAUUUCAAUGUGUUACAUCAGUUAACUUACAUGCGAACCUCCGUGCACAUGGACACAUUCAUAUAUAUAUCAAAUUUAUGAAGCUUGGUUAAUAACCAAGCUGUUUUGAUGCAUAAUAACAAAUAUUGUUGUAUACUUCAUAAAUUAUUCUUAUUGUUGUAUUCAAUCUCAUUCAACAUUAUCAUCAUCAUAUUCCUUACCGUCUUCAACUUUAUCCUUCAAACCAUAUAUUUACACAGUAGUAUACGGUUACACUAUUGAUCUUUUAUUUAAAAUUCUGUUUGUAAUUAUAUUACAGUUGUUAUUCCUUUAUCACUAUUAUCAUUACCUAAAAUCCAUACUACAUUUAUUACCAAUUUAUGGUAAUGUUAACGAUAAGUAUAAUAUUACUUAUGAUUGGUUUGGAAAAUAUUAUUAUUCAUUCCUUGUUCUUUGUGUUUUUAUUCAUUCGUUAAUUAAUUGAAAUAUGUUGUGAUGGAGGAUUACUAUUUAUUUUGUAGAUAUUUCCUUCAUUUUGUCUUAAGUUAAUUAUUUAAUGGUUUUUUUUUAUAUUGACUGGGAUAUUGUUGUUAAUCAUAAGGCGGUAUAACUUAUAUUUUAGCAAAGAUUAUUAGAAAUCAAAUUGUCUUUUAAAUAAUGGAUAUACAUAUAUUAAAACUUAUUAUUUGCUUUCAGAGAACUAUGUAUAUAGUUUGUCCACACAAAAAAAAUGCAAAUUAAGAUAUUUAUGUUAUUAAUUAUGAAUUUAGG
Schistosoma bovis is the source of this 3625-nucleotide messenger RNA. The record is from the annotation of a GenBank genome assembly. NCBI's taxonomy places the organism in Eukaryota, Metazoa, Platyhelminthes, Trematoda, Strigeidida, Schistosomatidae.